AUGACUGUUCCAACACCCCCGACCAAACUCACGGGGCACUGUUCCGUCAUCUACGGCAACACCCUCUACGCCUACUCGCCUGACGGAUUUUUGUCAAUCCCGCUGCAAAAAAAUGGUAACUGGACAACAUUAGAAUCUGCAAAGGCAAAUGUCACCGGCGCAGCUUGUGUCACCGGUGCAAUUGAUGGUAACGACGAUGAAGAAGGACUUUACGUGAUCGGCGGGACCGGCGCCUCGUCCGGCUAUUCCGGUCUUCAGCGAUACUCCUUUGCAAACAAGACGUGGACAAUGCUUCAGUCCAGUACAACUUCCCUGACGAAUCGCCUAUACCAUGGAGCUGCUUACAUCAAGUCGAAUACUACUCUCUUGGUUUAUGGAGGUAGCGUGGACUCCAAGGCUGCGUCGUCUUCAACCUUCACGAUCUCUACGUCACCUCCCUACGACGUGGUUUCUCAAACCGACAAUGGCGCCCCUGCAGCUCUCAGUCCCAUGCUUCUACCGUGGAGUGAUUCGGAGGUCGCUCUGGUUGGUGGCUCCACUGCGACUGCCAUUUAUACCUACCGUAUGUCAGGGGGCUGGGUAAACUCAGGAGCGAGCUUGUCAGAUGCUGUGCCAUCGGAUAUUCACUGUGCUCUUGUCGAGUCGGAGAACAGCAAGAUAUUGAAGUCUUUCGAUAUGAGUGUUUCUCCCAACACCGUGACUAGCUACGCUCUGGUCAAAGAUGGGACAACCGAGAGCCCGGCUGGUCAAGUGGGAGUUGCAUCUACGAAGCGAAGCUCGAGCGAUUACCCGACAUACAACAGCACGUUCGCGCCGACCACGACUCGGUCAAAUUACGCACUUGCUCAAGGAGACGAUUUGGUUGUGAUUUCGAGUGGAAAGGGUGAUGACUCCCUUGCCAUCUUCAACUCAACAUCCAACGGCUGGGUCAACGCAACCGAACUUUUCUAUGGUAGCGGCACACAACAUGUAUUGAAAGCAACCACCACUACAUCGACAACUUCUACGACGCCCACAGCCACCUCAUCUUCGACAGCGACUUCUCACACCGCCACCUCCACCCCCGCUGCAGGGGGUAGCUCUGGCGAGAACUACAAGGUCAUCAUUGGUGCUACCUUGGGCACGCGAGAGGCAGAGGAGAGAGCAGAACGGCCAAGGAAAGGGGGAGAUAACAAAGAUCGACUCAGCUUCCAGGACCGGGGCAUAGAACCCCUGGCUAACGGUGCCUACCCCAUGGCAAGGAGUCCGGUUCCAGUGGCUUCGAUGUCGAAUGACUCGCUCGCCAUAAUGUCCGGGCGGGCUACCGGAGAAAAGGGACUGAUGCCUCCUUCUGCUAAUAUGGGCUAUGGACUUGCGAAGGGCAAGAGCAGCCCGCUCUCCACAAUCCCGUCCAGUGGCCUUGCCCCGUCCAGUGUGUAUUCCGAAGACGUGCGUCAAUCAGUCGCCAGCACCGCCCCUGGCAACCAACCCGGCGACCGGACCACAGACGAAGGAUGGGGCAAGUACUUCCAAGACGGUAACGCGACGAACCUCGCUGGAAUGCAGUCCGAUCGCUCAACCGUCAGCUCCAUCUACACGAAAUCCGACUACCGCGGCAGCGCCUGGCCCAUGUCAAAUCUGGCCCCCUUGAACUUCGGCUUCCUCGACCGGCCCCAGCCCCUAGGCCGUGUCUACAGCGGCAGUCCAACGACCGCCAUCCCAUCCUCGAACCACAGCCUCGUGAUUCCCGAAGGGCAAUCCGCACGUAUCUCCAGCGCAAGCUCACUCAGUAUGGAUUCCGAGGACGACCCCCAUGACACGAACUGGGCCGGUGCAGGGCAGAACAGCUGGCUCGGCCGCCCGCCGAGCAGCAACUACACAACUAGCUUCUACAAUACCAGCACAAAUGACAUCCCGUCACAAGGAGCCCGCCAACCGGGCAACAACCGCCGGUCUAGCGUCAUCAUACCCGAAGAUAUCAACGAGCUCCCAAUCCAGGGUCAAAAAGAAAAUGUCAAUGCUGAUAUGAGCUGGCUCAACCUCCAAGCCGGUCGAUAA
This is a messenger RNA of Penicillium atrosanguineum, 2037 nucleotides long. RefSeq lists its product as uncharacterized. The coding region runs from base 1 to 2037 and encodes 678 amino acids. The transcript has 2 exons. Gene Ontology annotation, molecular function: protein binding. The record is from RefSeq and is a predicted model, not a curated record. Lineage: Eukaryota; Fungi; Ascomycota; Eurotiomycetes; Eurotiales; Aspergillaceae.